Messenger RNA from Choloepus didactylus (southern two-toed sloth), 3748 nucleotides. It is a transcript of the gene IFNGR1, whose product is annotated as interferon gamma receptor 1. Gene Ontology annotation, cellular component: membrane. The coding region runs from base 1959 to 3215 and encodes 418 amino acids. The record is from RefSeq and is a predicted model, not a curated record. The transcript is spliced from 7 exons. Gene Ontology annotation, molecular function: cytokine binding; cytokine receptor activity. Lineage: Eukaryota; Metazoa; Chordata; Mammalia; Pilosa; Megalonychidae. Gene Ontology annotation, biological process: type II interferon-mediated signaling pathway.
CAAGAUUUCGCUUAAACUCUAAGCCUUUUUGUUCUUGUCGGUAAAAUCUGUAUAAUAAUAUUUUCUCCUUCAUAUGGUGGUUGUGAUUAUAUGAGAUAAUGUUUCAUAAAAAGUUUAGCACAGUCCAUGUCUCAUGGUAAAUGUUGAAUAUUAUAUUAGUGAUUAUCAUUCAGUAAUGUGCAUCAUUGUUUUAACAAAUAUAUUUGAAAAUAUUAAAUUAUUUUAGUUAUAUUUGAGAAAUUGUAUUGGCUUUUAAAAAGUAAACUCAUCCAGGUCAACAUGAGGAAUUUAAAACAGGAAACUAAGCUUAGCAUGUAACUCAUUCUUAUACCGUUUUCCUGUUUUCCUUAGAUUGAAAAAGACAGAUAAACCUUUUUGUGUUUUUAGUUCCUAAACAGUUUCUCCAUUUAGAAUGAAUUAGUCCAAAAGGGAAUUAGUCUUGAGAAAUGCCUUCUCUGUGGGGAUCGACUAGACUGGUCCAAUCACAAGUCCUGUCAGAUUUGCAUGACAUGCCAAGCCCACCUAGAGGAAAUUGGAUAAACAGGAAUGAGAAUAAAGUCCUGGUCAGAAAAGUGGUCGAGCAGAUGUUGACUGGAUAAGCCCUGACUCAGUAGUGGUUUAAGUGAAAAAUCUGGGGAUUUUAGUUGAUCACAAGUUGAAGAUAAGCCAUUGUUUGUUAUGCCCAUAUCUUUAAAAAAAAAAAAAAAGAAAAAAAGAGGAAGAAAAGUAUUUUAUUCACAUCUGUUUUAUCACUUUUGUGCCCCACAUUUUAAGAGAGAGUAAAUGAGAAAUCAGAAGCACCUAAGACAGCAGAUAAAAGGAGAAGGCUGCAGGAUGCCAGGGGUCUUGACCCCCCACCCCACGACUCCAGUGAGGAACUGUUAUAAAAGAGGGUAAAAUAGACCUGAAGGAUUUUAGGUGCCCUCACCAAGCCCAUGGUUCUGAAACUAUCUUUGUCUGAAGGUACAAGGAGAUAAUAGUAGGGAGUAGAUAAUGGACAUAGUCCGUUAGCAUUACAAAGUGAUGGAUAUAUGAUUCCUUUCAAAGCCCUAAAAUGUUGAAAUGUUUCCGUUAAAAAACUUUUACAAACACUUGAAAUAGGUGCAAGACUUCUCAUUAUGUCGUUAUUCAGCAUAAAUCUAGGGGAUGCUGCUACUUGCUAAGAAAAAAGUUGCAUUAAGAAUAGCGUUUUGUCAGCAAUAUGAAAACUGUUCAGGAAGUAGAUUGUGAUCAUAAAUAAAAUCUGGAAAAAAUACAAAAGUCUUGAUUUGAUACUUUUCACUUAGUCUGGAUUCUCAACAUUUUGCAGGACAGAAGAUACCCUGGUGAAAAUACCCACAGUCUGGGAUCCUUAACGUGGGGAAAGUAGUGGAUCUUUUCUCUGAGAAUUGCUCAUUCAGAAGAGGGUCCAGAUGCCUUCAUUUGGAGCAUUUGUUUUAGAGUUGGGGUGUUGGAUGACUUAGAAGCUACAAAAAUGAUUUAAUUACUGGCACCUUCAUCCUUACAUUUUUAUGCUGCUCACUCUGUCCUUCCAGAGAAAGAUGGGUCACCAGAUUGUCAAAUAUUGUCCACAGAGUCUCUAGCUCUUGUUUUGCCCUGGGUGUACACAUCUUGGUGUUCUCUUCGUUCUGUGAAAAUCGAUGUGCUGCUUCCCCUUUCCUUAGAGGCCCAGAUGAUGUCAGCAUUACAAGGUGGGGCGCAGGUGGCACCCCUCCACACAGAGCUGUAAUUGGGAUGUCUGUAGUCGCUUGCUCUGCCACCACCUGACCUUCAACAGCAAUCAUUGCAGAGCUGUUUGGCUGCUGGUCUUUGGUGCUCUGUGACGUUCCCGUUGCCCCUGCUAAGGGCGCUGCUUCAUCACUGUUGUUGGUCUGCAUCACUGAAGAGUGCCUGUACCAACCAACGUAACAGUUGCAUCCCAUAACUUGAAUCCUGUCCUAUUCUGGGAAUACCCAGCCAUGCUGCAGACCCCCGUUUUCACUGUACAGAUAAAGAACUACAGGGAACCAGUGUGGAUUGAGGCCUGUGCCAAUAUAUCUCAUCAUUAUUGUAAUAUUUCUUACCACAUGUUUGAUCCAUCAGACUCACUCUGGGCCAGAGUGAAAGCGAGGCUUGGGCAAAAAGAAUCUGCCUAUGUAGAGUCAGAAGAGUUUAUUAUAUGCCAACAAGGGAAAGUUGGACCACCUGUACUGGAUGUCAGAAAGAAGGAAGACCAAAUCAUUGUUGACAUACAUCACCCUUUAAUUAUUCUCAAUGGUGAAGUGACAAAAGCCAUGUAUGAUUAUGAAAAUAGUGAUUGUUACGCAUUCACAUACGAUGUGUAUGUGAGGAUUAAUGGAAGUGAAGUCAUAAAGGAGAGGGAAGUUGAUUGCAGCGAGACUCCGUGCCAGCUGAGAAUCCCAGUGACCGCCCUGAAUUCCGAGUACUGUGUCUCAGCAGAAGGCGUCACGGACUUGUGGGCUGUUAGAACUGAAAAGUCAAAAGAACACUGUAUUACCAUUUCCAAUAUCAGCACAAAAUAUUCUGUUUGGAUUCCAAUUGGUUCUGCUUUCCUGCUCUUUCUAGCACUUAUCCUGGUACUCAUAUGUUGUCUGGUUAAGAGGAAUCUAUUUAAGAGAGAAAGCAUCCCAUUACCCAAGUCCUUGCUCUCUGUGUUCAAAAAUGCCACUUCAGAGGCAAAACCUGAAUCAAAACAGUUAUCACCCAUCACAUCCUACCAGCCGAUUGUCUCAGAGAGUGAGAGUGGAGAGCAGUUGUCUCCAGUGACAGUUGCAGGCAUGGUUGCAGAAGACAUUCCUGAAAAAGGAGACCAGAGAGAAGAGCUCACUGGUGAUGUAGACGUGGGGAUGACUGAAGAAACCGUGAUCGACAUGGCCCCCAGUAGCCCUCCGACUGCAGGAAGUAGAAAUAAUUCUUUCCCUUCAAGUAGCAGUCACUCUGACCCCUGUAGCAGUGCUUUGAACUCAUAUCACUCCAGGAAUGGUUCUGACAGUGGCCUUGUGGAGUCAGACGGCUUCUUAACUGAACCAGAAUUUCCCCCGACUAAUAAAACAGAAAUAAAGACAGAAGGACAAGACUCCCUAAUGCUGAGAAACACUACCACCUCUUUCGGUUAUGACAAACCCCACGUGCUGGUGGAUCUGCUGGUGGAUGAUGCUGGUAAAGAAUCCUUGAUUGGUUAUAGACUUACAACAGAUUCCAAAGAAUUUUCAUAAAAUCAGCCACAAUGCACCAACUUUGAAGGAUCUGCUCUUACAGAAAGAUCAGGCUUUCAGAAAUUGUAUCCUAAUUGCUGUUAACCAGGUGGAAUGUCUUGGUUUAAAUAAAAGCGUAAAGAGGGACUAUCAUGUUUGAUAUGAAAACAGCAAAACCCAAAAACCUGUAUCAUGCAAAGCUCGCCACCUGACUGGCACAAAGCUUGCCGCCUGACUCGCACAGAGCUCACCAUCUGACUGGGUUAGCAGGUGCAGGGAGUGCUCCCCAGGCCCUGCACUUGUGAUGGUAGCUGGCAUCCUGGUCCUUUCUUGCCACUUGAAGACAUACAAUGGAUUCUUUUGCUUUUUUGUGCCUGGGGUUAUGUUAUUUGGGGAAGUUUAUGUAUGUAGCACUUUUAAUGUUUAAUUUCAGAAGCAACUCAGAACGCUUUUUUGAAAUUCAAGUUAAUAAAAUUAAUGUUAUGUAAAUAGAAACAUAUUUUUUUAAUCGAAUGUUUGAAAGAUGUUUAAAUAAAGUGUUUUUUUUAAACUAA